Molecule: messenger RNA, 6043 nt
Organism: Eptesicus fuscus (big brown bat)
Lineage: Eukaryota; Metazoa; Chordata; Mammalia; Chiroptera; Vespertilionidae
Gene: EPB41L1
Product: erythrocyte membrane protein band 4.1 like 1
Exons: 21
Coding region: 96-2705 (869 amino acids)
Biological process (GO): cortical actin cytoskeleton organization
Cellular component (GO): cytoskeleton; plasma membrane
Molecular function (GO): structural molecule activity; actin binding
Source: RefSeq, a predicted model, not a curated record
GUGAGCUCUCUCAGGGGCUGGGAUUGGGAUCUGCCUUGCUCCAAAGACUGCACUGGACUCAGCCAGGGACAAGCCGUGGCUGCGUGCUGGUCACCAUGACAACAGAGACAGGCCCCGAUUCUGAGGUGAAGAAGGCUCAGGAAGAGGCCCCACAGCAGCCUGGGGCCGCCGCCGCUGCUGCUGUGACCACCCCAGUGACCCCUGCAGGCCACGGCCACCCGGAGGCCAACUCCAAUGAAAAGCAACCGCCCCAGCAGGACACUCGGCCUGCUGAACAGAGCCUAGACAUGGAGGAGAAGGACAACGGGGAGGCUGAUGGCCUGUCAGAGAGGACCACGCCCAGCAAGGCCCAGAAAUCGCCCCAGAAGAUUGCCAAGAAAUACAAGAGUGCUAUCUGCCGAGUCACUCUGCUCGAUGCCUCUGAGUAUGAGUGUGAGGUGGAGAAACAUGGCCGGGGCCAGGUGCUGUUUGACCUGGUCUGUGAGCACCUCAACCUCCUGGAGAAGGACUACUUUGGCCUGACCUUCUGUGAUGCUGACAGCCAGAAGAACUGGCUGGACCCCUCCAAGGAAAUCAAGAAGCAGAUCCGGAGCAGCCCCUGGAAUUUUGCCUUCACAGUCAAGUUCUACCCCCCUGACCCUGCCCAGCUGACAGAAGAUAUCACAAGAUAUUACCUGUGCCUGCAGCUGCGGGCAGACAUCAUCACAGGCCGGCUGCCCUGCUCCUUCGUCACGCAUGCCCUGCUGGGCUCCUACGCCGUGCAGGCUGAGCUGGGCGACUAUGAUGCCGAGGAGCAUGUGGGCAACUACGUCAGUGAGCUCCGCUUCGCCCCUAACCAGACCCGAGAGCUGGAGGAGAGGAUCAUGGAGCUGCACAAGACAUACAGGGGCAUGACCCCAGGAGAAGCAGAAAUCCACUUCCUGGAGAACGCCAAGAAGCUUUCCAUGUACGGAGUAGACCUGCACCAUGCCAAGGACUCUGAGGGCAUUGACAUUAUGUUAGGAGUCUGUGCCAAUGGCCUGCUCAUCUACCGGGACCGACUGAGGAUCAACCGCUUCGCUUGGCCCAAGAUUCUCAAGAUCUCCUACAAGAGGAGUAACUUCUACAUCAAGAUCCGGCCUGGGGAGUAUGAGCAGUUCGAGAGCACAAUUGGCUUUAAGCUUCCAAACCACCGGUCAGCCAAGAGACUGUGGAAGGUCUGCAUUGAGCACCACACGUUCUUCCGGCUCGUGUCCCCCGAACCCCCACCCAAGGGCUUCCUGGUGAUGGGCUCCAAGUUCCGGUAUAGUGGGAGGACCCAGGCACAGACCCGCCAGGCCAGCGCCCUCAUCGACCGGCCCGCUCCCUUCUUCGAGCGUUCCUCCAGCAAACGGUACACCAUGUCCCGCAGCCUUGAUGGAGCAGAGUUCUCCCGCCCAGCCUCGGUCAGUGAGAACCACGACGCAGGACCUGAUGGUGACAAACGGGAGGAAGAUGGCGAGUCUGGGGGGCGGCAGUCAGAGGCCGAGGAGGGAGAGGUCAGGACCCCCACCAAGAUCAAGGAGCUGAAGUUCUUAGACAAGCCAGAGGAUGUCUUGCUGAAGCACCAGGCCAGCAUCAACGAGCUCAAGAGGACCCUGAAGGAACCCAACAGCAAACUGAUCCACCGGGAUCGAGACUGGGAGCGGGAACGCAGGCUGCCCUCCUCGCCCGCCUCCCCCUCCCCCAAAGGCACCCCUGAGAAAGCCAGUGAGAGAGCAGGGCUGAGGGAGGGCUCGGAGGAGAAAGUCAAACCGCCGCGUCCCAGGGCCCCAGAGAGUGACACGGGAGACGAGGACCAGGACCAGGAGAGGGACGCGGUGUUCCUGAAGGACAACCACCUGGCCAUCGAGCGUAAGUGCUCCAGCAUCACGGUCAGCUCCACGUCCAGCCUGGAAGCCGAGGUCGACUUCACGGUCAUUGGUGACUACCACGGCAGCGCCUUCGAAGACUUCUCCCGCAGUCUGCCUGAGCUCGACCGAGACAAGAGCGACUCAGACACGGAGGGCCUGGUGUUCUCCCGGGAUCUCAGCAAGAGGGGCCCCAGCCAGGAUGACGAGUCGGGGGGCAUAGAGGAUAGCCCGGAUCGAGGGGCCUGCUCCACCCCGGAUAUGCCCCAGUUUGAGCCCGUGAAAACGGAAACCAUGACUGUCAGCAGUCUGGCCAUCAGGAAGAAGAUCGAGCCAGAGGCUGUGCUGCAGACCAGAGUCACCACUGUGGAUGCCCAGGUGGAUGGGACUGCCCUAGGGGGGAAGGAAUUCAUAACCACUGCUCCCUCCAUCACCACUGAGACCAUAUCAACCACCAUGGAGAACAGUCUCAAGUCCGGGAAGGGGGCAGCUGCCAUGAUCCCAGGCCCACAGACGGUGGCCACGGAAAUCCGUUCUCUUUCUCCGAUCAUCGGGAAAGAUGUCCUCACCAGCACCUACGGCGCCACCGCGGAAACCCUCUCCACCUCCACCACCACCCAUGUUACUAAAACUGUGAAAGGAGGGUUUUCUGAGACGAGGAUCGAGAAGCGGAUCAUUAUUACUGGGGACGAAGAUGUUGAUCAAGACCAGGCCCUGGCUUUGGCCAUCAAGGAGGCCAAACUUCAGCAUCCUGACAUGCUGGUAACCAAAGCUGUCGUAUACAGAGAAACAGACCCAUCCCCGGAGGAGAGGGACAAGAAGCCACAGGAAUCCUGACCUCUGUGAAGAGAUGCUGGCGUUUCUGGUCCAACCCAAGCCAGAGAACCGUUAAGAAGGGGCCUUCGUUCUGGAUUCUCCGAGUCAACACCGACGUCCCAGCUGCGACGUACUGUCCCUGAUGAGAGACUGGGAAAGGAAAAGCAUAUAUAUAUAUAUAUAGAUAUAUAUAGAUAUAGAUAUAUAUACAGGAAACACUGCAUCCUUGCACUGCUUCUGGGGCUGGCCGAGCCGUCGGCCAACAGCAACAACCAACACCUGAACACCUACAUUUCCUUUGCAGACAAAUUGAAGAAUUGCUGGGAUUUUUCCGGAAAAAAAAAAAAAAUUAUAAUGCCAAUAAUCCCUCGCUAUCCCCUUUGAAGGCCUGCGGAGCGACGCGAGCAAGCAGCCCAGGAUGACUGCAGGAACGCAGCACCGACUGCGCAGCACACCCGGUGGACGGACGGUCCGUUUGUUCUCCAGUGUCUGUGGCCCAUGCAAGUGCAAAGGAAAACCCUUUUGCAGCAAAAGUGAGACAAGUCGAAGCAGCAAGACACACGUCGAGAAAGAAAAGACAUUUCCCACUUGGAAAGGAGGAGGAGGAACACUGGAUUGUUAUUUUAUGGGUCUUGACACUGGGCUGCAAAAUCCACCUUCCUUCCUUCCGCCUCCCCUCCCCCUCACAAGUCUUGUCGUCAUUUUCUGUCUCGACUCCCUCCUCCCAGCCCUGCACCCCUUGCCCUCUGUGUCCGGGUCCUGCUGAGGGCAGAUGACUCAUUUGAAACAAGAAAAGGAAAAGAAAGCAGGGACGGAAAACCAUGCCGCGGGAAGGGAAGUAGACAUUGUAUGUUUAUGGUUCUCAUUACGAAGGUGCAGCUUGUAGGAGAUUUGUAUGGAUGUGCUUUUAAGUUAUGUAUAUUACAUAUAACGGGAAACAAAUAUUAAAAUAAACAGUGCUGGUAAGUAUGAAGCUGACAGUUUAAAAUUAUAAUUAUCUGACUGUGAUUGAUGUAUCCCAAGGUUCCUAGAUCUCACUGAACCGGCCCAGCCGAGGAGACCUGGACUCUGGCUGUGGGCUGCUCACAGUAGGAGCUGACGGGUUCAGUGUAGUAAUUCAGUGUGUGAUGUUUGUCACUGGUUGAUUGGUGGGGAGGGGAGGGGUCCCCAAAUGGAGAAGUGGGGGUUUGGCAAGAAGGAAGCAACACAGCUGUGGUCCAAGAUGCCUUCUCCCCUGGGCAGUAGCAACCAGGGCCUGGUCCAUGCUCAGAUGUGGGGCCCAGAGUUAGGAUUUUGCUGCGAUCCCCUGGCUCAGUCCCCCCACCUCCUUAAGGGGGCUUGCCUCCGUUUUCAGCCCUCUGUUUUUUUUUGCCACAUGUCUUGCCUUUCCCUGACCAAAUCCUGAUAGCUAACUCCCCAUCCCAAGGGGCGUGAUGCCCUUGGCCACUGCAGAGGAUGGUAGCUUUGUCCGGCUGCCUGGAAAUUCCCAGCUCAGUCUCUUCCUCUACCACUCCUGUUCUCUGUCCGAUUCAUUCUCUUCUGCCUGGGCUGAAGCAGCCAUGGGAGCGACCCCGAACACAGGGUAGGCCCUGAUAGGUCAAAGCUGAGGAUGGAAGGUGGUGCUGCUCACAGUCUCCAUCCGCGUGUUAGACCCUGGCCUUGGAGACCUCCCCUUCAGUCAGCAUCUGAGCUCUGAGCUCUGAGCCUGUGCCCUCGGAGUCCCAGAAAUUGCCUCAAGACCACAGAAGCCCUUGGAGAAAACCCAUCAAUAGCCUGGCAUGGACCCACGGGGGCUUUCCCAGGCUCUCCUGGCACAAGCUGGCCCCCUGAGCUCAAUGAGUCCCCUUCUGAGGGAGCGUGUCCCACUGCACUUUAAUUUAUCAGCCCCAUCUCACCUCCCCAGUCCUGUUUCUAAAGCAGUUGAUAAACUCACUCAAUAAAUAUAUAUUGAGCACCUGCUUGUGCCAGGCACUAUUCUUGGAUUGAGAGAAUGUGGGGCACAUGGAGGCACCUGGGAAGCCCCCUGGGCCAGCCUUACAUUUCCAACCAGGGCUGUCUCUCUGAGAGCAUUUCUGCAUUCUCUCCAAUUGUUGGACGUUGCCCAUGGAGGCCCUCCAGAGAGCCCAGGCUUGUUUGUCAGUUACCCCAAGGAUAAAUAUGCUUAGCGGCUUAGUUGGUGCUGACCUGGGACAGAACAAGAAACCAGAAUAGUGUGCCUCUGUGGACACACAUGGGAUGGAGGGAGAGCAGAGAGCCCUGAGCCUGGGCAUCCCAUGGCGGAAUCAGCCACACACACCCCGGAGCAGGCCGGGGGGCUGCUCCAGCUCCCCCUGAGUGCGACAGCACACUUGCCGUGCACCAAGCUUCUUUUUACAUUCCUGAUGAAGAAGCCCUUUUCAACCUGGGAGCUCCCACUUGUUCUGGGCCAAAAGCUGGUGUAGCUCCACCCUCUCUGGCUCACCCAGAAUUUGGCUCAGGCACCCCGUCUUUGCUGGAACCAGGCAUCCCAAACACACUUCAGAGGGAGAAUUAUUUUUUCUGGGUUCUACACCUGCCUACAGAUCCUGGGUGUGUGGCUUCAGUGCAGGGAUGAAGUGACCGGGCUUAGCUCAUGGGCCAGCUGGGGGUUUGUGGAGAUCCCACCAAUGCUCUGACCUUCCUUCCAGGAGAGUCAGUCAGCCACCAGGGAGGAGGGGAGCUGCAAAGCUAAAUCUAGGGCACUGUUUCCUCCCCAUCCUCUUCACAAAGAAUAUCGACGUUUGUCUUGUCUGUCGUCAACCUACUUUUCCUUUUUUCUUUUUUAUAUUUCUCGUUUUUUCUGUGCUGCCUCUCCACCCAAGAGACCAUGUAGCACAGUGGAGAAAGUCCCGGAGGGCGGGCAGGAGUGCUGCGUGGCCAUCCUGGCUCAGUGCCUAGCUCACCAUGUGCCAUCGAGCUAGUCUUGGGCUCUCCUUGGGGCCUCAGUUUCCGUCGCACUUGUAAAAUGACUUGGAUAAACCAGAUGCUCUCCAGGGUCUUUUUCUGCUCUGCCAUCCUACAGACUUUCAUUUUAUUUUGCUUUCUCGGGAUCUUUUCCAUCUGAGAGGACAGGAAGUGCCAGGACCUGUUUCGGUUUUUGAAUCCUGCAAGCACAUUCCAAGACUGGCCUGAAACUGCAUGAGCAACAUCACUCUAAUUUUUCCCCCCCAAAAGCACCUUACCAAACAACUGCAAUGCUGUCCUGUUCCUUUUUACUCACACCCCUCUCUUCUCUGGUCCCCACGCUCCCCCACCUCAGUGCUCCGUGCUGUAUGCGUGUGCUCUCUGUUCUUGUAUACUCAAUAAAAGUGAAAUAAAUGUGUUUGAUGCUGAACCACAAA